This is a messenger RNA of Eimeria necatrix, 1512 nucleotides long. RefSeq lists its product as hypothetical. Lineage: Eukaryota; Apicomplexa; Conoidasida; Eucoccidiorida; Eimeriidae. Bases 1 to 1512 code for a protein of 503 amino acids. The transcript has 3 exons. The record is from RefSeq and is a predicted model, not a curated record.
AUGAAUUCAAGACUUGGCGUACGCGGGGCCCUCAGGGGCAUAGGGGUCCCCGUGGGAAAAGCCCUAGACCUUUCGGUUGCUGUAGCUUUCAAGAAAUCUGUCACGACGACCCGUGAACUUGCAGCUUUACAGGUGCAGCGGUGCCGUCGUUUCCAUGUGGACUCUUCUCAGACCUCUCCAGCCAUUGCUGGGAGCAAGGAGAACGACACUGCAACUUCCUCUGCAGGGACCACAACGAGCACACCCUCGCUGCGCAUUAGAGUUGAAUGGCCCGCAGACAUGUCUGAAAGAGCCCGCAGGAUUGCAUCCAACCACGAAUCUGGAAGCGCUGCUCCCAUGCAAGGGAGUCAGGCUACCAGCUCAAAAGAUUUAAGCACCUUCAUAUCAAAGAGUGAACUGGAGGAAGAACUCGAGGUGAACGACGCACGAGCCUUUUGGCGCCGCGUCAAGAGCGCCAUUUCGUGGCCACUGUCUACAGCAGCCACAAAUGCCCUUUCUGGGGCUGCUGAAGCUUCCAACGGUGCAGGUUCACCUCCCAUUUUGUACAAGCGGUACGUUGACGGGAUGACAGCAGCACACCAUUACCCUUCUCGCCUGCUUCCCCCCAACGAAUCCCAGCCGCUGCCACCUCUAUUCUUCGUCACUCCGUUUAGUCUUCAAGACAGCUUAGAUCAUUCUGCACAGGUCAGCAGACUGGGGUUUGGGAAAAUGCGAGGCCACAGGCCAAGCGUGACAGGAAUGCACCCAAAGACAGCGUUGGUUGAACGCCUCUACGGACACGUGUCGCUCUUGUUUCUCUUCGACGUGGGAGGCCAACAUUCCCAGAUAUCCGAUGUGGCCUCUUGGCUGCGCCUGUUGGAGCGCCAAAGCGGAUUCAUUUCAGCGGUGUACGGUUCUGCCUUCGUUCCUGCUGCUGCUGCUGCUGCAACGGCCGGCUCAGCGCAGCACGACCUCAUCGCUCAGCUGCGCCCGCGCAUAUACCCACGAGGUUCUUCCCAAGAUCCUGAGUUGGCCAGGAUCUCCUACAUCUGUAUUGACCAUGCCCCCAUAUGGCUCAGACGACUGGCUCUCCGGAGCAUGCAGCAUCUUUCACCCGCAUUCCACCCCUUGACUCCCUUCCACACAUUCCCGCAGCGUUUUCGCCAGGCUCGGUGCAUGCAGCAGGGGCCUCUGGGGCCCCAUAGAGCCCAAGAAGAGGAUGAAGUGAGACGGCUAGCGGAGGAAUACAGCCGGCUCGGGGCCCUUUUUGGCAGGGGAUCCACCAGUCGGGCCCUAGUGGGUUCUUUUUUGGGAUACAGCGGACGGUGGGGACGGGUAGAGACAGAAGCACUGAAGAGAAAACAAAGGCAGAAAUUCGUCACUGUUCUUCUGGCCGACAAAGCUGCGAGAGUCAGGUGGCAUUGCACAGGCCUUCCUACUGAGGAGGCGGUGCUCUUGCUUGUAUCAGGGCUUAAAAGCCUCUUAACAGAACAGCCGAACGCUGCCAAGGUCACCCCGCGGGCACAUGUGUAG